CUUCAUAGCCCCGCUCUACCACCUAGCCUUCAAAUCUUUACAAAAGUUGAUUGUUAUAGAUUGUCAAGAUUUAGAAAUAAAGACGGAUAUAUCUGAUCUCAACGAUCAAUUCUAUCAUUUUAAAUCCUUUAAUAUUCUUGGAAUAGGCCUGGACCUCAGUCCACAUUACAGAAUCAACCUUCAAAUAUACAGAGAAGAGAAUCCUGAUACUCAUGUUGGAGACCCAGGUCCACUCCAGGGAUUUAACAGUGGAAUGGUUCUCUAUGACCUGGAGAGAAUGAGAAACAAUGAAAUAUUCAACAGAUAUCUUGAACCUGAAAACAUGAAGCAGUUAAUGAAAAUGUACAGAUACAGAUCUAUUCUAGCGGAACAAGAUUGGUUUACAAAUCUGGGAUUCACAAAUCCAGAUCUUUUUUAUGUACUGCCCUGUACAUACAACGCCCAGACUACUUUAGAGUAUAUGCGAGAAGGGCCCGAGAAAGACUUCUUUGAUGAUUAUCAUUUCUGCGAUAAAUUUCACAAUUUAAAGGUUGUUCACUACAAUGGUUGUGGAUCCCAACCUAUAAACUGUGGGCAUACUGGAGAUCCAUCCAAACAUAUGUCACAGGGAAAUAGUUUUUCUUUAUUACGCACCGUGAUUAUUAACACAACUUCUUUCGCAGGUUGUGCUUUAUAG
Messenger RNA from Eurytemora carolleeae, 676 nucleotides. RefSeq names its product xyloside xylosyltransferase 1. The coding region runs from base 254 to 676 and encodes 140 amino acids. Gene Ontology annotation, molecular function: UDP-xylosyltransferase activity. Lineage: Eukaryota; Metazoa; Arthropoda; Copepoda; Calanoida; Temoridae. The record is from RefSeq and is a predicted model, not a curated record. The transcript has 9 exons.